Lymnaea stagnalis (great pond snail) is the source of this 15607-nucleotide messenger RNA. The record is from the annotation of a GenBank genome assembly. Lineage: Eukaryota; Metazoa; Mollusca; Gastropoda; Lymnaeidae.
GACAAUUCUGCUCACCCUGACUCUUAACUGAAACUCAUUUAUAGUAUGCAAGCCGUUAAGCGUCUCUUGUAGUCGUGUCAAUUAGAUAGUGUCUUAUAUUAUUACCAAUGACAGUAAACCAGAAGAAAUGCCCAGUCUUGACUAUAUUAACAAUGACAGUAAACCAGAAAUGCCCAGCCAUGACUAUAUUAACAAUGACAGUAAACCAGAAAUGACCAGUCUUGACUAUAUUAACAAUGACAUUAAACAAGAAAUACCCAGUCUUGACUAUAAUAACAAUGACAGUAAACCAGAAAUGACCAGUCUUGACUAUAUUAACAAUAACAGUAAACCAGAAUUGCCCAGUCUUGACUAUAUUAACAAUGACAGUAAACCAGAAAUGCCCAGUCUUGACUAUAAUACCAAUGACAGUAAACAAGAAAUACCAAGCCUUGACUAUAUAUUAACAAUGACAGUAAACCAGAAAUGCUACGUUAGUUUAGUGCUAGCCUACCUGUGUUACGUUAGUUUAGUGCUAGUCUACUCAGUGUUACGUUAGUUUAGUGCUAGCUUACUUAGUGUUACGUUAGUUUAGUGCUAGUCUACUCAGUGUUACGUUAGUUUAGUGCUAGUCUACUCAGUGUUACGUUAGUUUAGUGCUAGCUUACUCAGUGUUACGUUAGUUUAGUGCUAGCCUACUCAGUGUUACGUUAGUUUAGUGCUAGUCUACUCAGUGUUACGUUAGUUUAGUGCUAGCUUACUUAGUGUUACGUUAGUUUAGUGCUAGUCUACUCAGUGUUACGUUAGUUUAGUGCUAGUCUACUCAGUGUUACGUUAGUUUAGUGCUAGCCUACUCAGUGUUACGUUAGUUUAGUGCUAGUCUACUCAGUGUUACGUUAGUUUAGUGCUAGUCUACUCAGUGUUACGUUAGUUUAGUGCUAGUCUACUCAGUGUUACGUUAGUUUAGUGCUAGUCUACUCAGUGUUACGUUAGUUUAGUGCUAGUCUACUCAGUGUUACGUUAGUUUAGUGCUAGCUUACUUAGUGUUACGUUAGUUUAGUGCUAGUCUACUCAGUGUUACGUUAGUUUAGUGCUAGUCUACUCAGUGUUACGUUAGUUUAGUGCUAGCCUACUCAGUGUUACGUUAGUUUAGUGCUAGUCUACUCAGUGUUACGUUGGUGAAGUGCUAAUCUACCCAGUGUUACGUUGGUUUAGUGCUAGUCUACUCAGUGUUACGUUACUUUAGUGCUAGUCUACUCAGUGUUACGUUAGUUUAGUGCUAGCCUACUCAGUGUUACGUUAGUUUAGUGCUAGUCUACUCAGUGUUACGUUGGUGAAGUGCUAAUCUACCCAGUGUUACGUUGGUUUAGUGCUAGUCUACCCAGUGUUGUUGAACAUAAAGAGAGAACCUGUUCAAGGUGAGCAACAAAACAUCACAGGCGGCGAUUGUUGUCGUUACCUGCCGAGUACAGGUGGGAGGAUGACAAGAUCGGUGAGUGGGGAGGUCAUGACCUUACUCUGUGAAUAGGCGCACGUGAGAUGUGUUUAUUUAUGGUAAACGGAUUAUUCUGAUGUACUUGGCAUGUGUUUACUUGUGUACAUGAAAUAUGUUUAUAGAAUAACAUGAGGUUUAUUUAUUGUGUUUUCAUCAGAUGGGUUCACUGAUGUACAUGAAAUAUUAUUAUGUUUUCUGGUUUACAGGAAAUGUGCUUACUGUGUACAUAAGAUGGGUUAACUGAUUGACACGAGGUUGUUUACUGGUGUACAUGAUAGGUGUUUAUUGGUGUGCAUUAGAGUAAUUACUGAUGUACAUACAAUUGUCUACUAUGUACAUGAGGUGUGUUUAUUGCAUAUAUCAGAUGUUUAACUGGUGUACAAGACAUGUCUUUUCUGAAUUACAUGAAAUGUCUUUAUUGCACAUGAGAUGUGUUUACUGUGUACAUUAUAUCUCUUUACAUGUGGACAUGAAUUGUUUACUUAUGUACAUGACAUGUGUUUAUAGCUUACCUCUGAUGUUUUACUCUUGUACAUGAAAUAUCUUUACUGUGUACCUGAGAUGUGUUACUGUGUACAUGAGAUAUCUUUAUUGGGAUAGGCCUACACGAGAUUGUUUACUUAUGUGUACAUGAUACGUGUUUGUUGGUGUACCUUAUAUGUGUUUACUGGUGUACAUGGGAUGUUUGCACAAUUGCCCUUUCUUGCUCUUUUUUGAUAAUCUCUCUCUAUUUAUGUAUCUAUCCAUCAAUCCAUCUGUCCAUUUAGUAAUAAUAUCCAUGUAUCAAUGAGUAUCAUCUAUAAUCGAUCAAUAGAUCGAUCGAUCAAUCGAUCAAUCUAUCGAUCUUUCUAUCUUUCUAUCUAUCUAUCGAUCGAUCGAUCCAUCCAUCCAUCCAUCCAUCCAUCCAUCAGUCCAUCCAUCCAUCCAUCCAUCCAUCCGUAUAUCCGUCCGUCCGUCCGUCGAUCCAUCCAUCCGUCUGUCUGUCCGUUUUCUAUAUGCCUGUCUGUCAAUCUGUCCUUCCGCCCGACUGUCUAUCCAUUUCUUGUUAUUCUUCAAAAUUAUAUGAUGAAAUUGUUAUUUUCGGAAGCCCUUUUUGCCACAAUGAUUUAGAGUUAUAUUUUUGUCUCUAUCAAGAGCUAUAAGUAGACUACAGUUGUCCAACAAAUAUAUUAUUUUUAACUAUACUGUAGCCCGAGUCAUAAUGCAAAAGAGUCCACAGCAUUUUUUUCAUUUCAAAGAUUAUCUUUGCAAACUUAAAAAAAAAGAUGUCUUGCUAGCGAUGUUUGAAAUUAUUUGUAAUUUCUUAAGAUAGCUACUGAUUACAUUCACAUUUGUAUUUAGUUUUAACACAAUGGUCGACAAACUCAUUAGUCAAAAGAAACAAAAAUCAGCAGAAGGACAAUUUAAAAAUUUGGGGGGCCAAAUUUCUUUUCAAGAAACUGUCAAGAACAAUGUUUUUCGAAGUCAAACCCGAUUUGUGGCCAACUGAACGAGCCGCACUCAGGGUGCUAAAGAGCCGCAUGCGGCUCGCGAGCCGCGAUUUGACGACCACUGUUUUAACAUAUGUAUAUUAUAUUAAUUUCAGUUAUGUAAGUUCACAUCGUUUUAAUAUACUUACAUAACUUAUAUAAAUGUUUUUUUCAAUUAAAAAAAAAAUAUAUGGGCGUGUUUUUAAUCCCCAUGUCUAUAAAUAAAACUUUUGGGUACCCACCUUAUUGGCUGGUUCCAGCAACCUCUUUCUAGAUCCCACAGUUCGCUUAAAGAAACUAAAACUCCUUCGAAGAAUCUGCAACCUCCUCUUAGAACACACAACCUUCUAUGAGAACACACAACCUUCUAUCAGAACACAGAACCUUCUAUCAGAACACACAACCUUCUAUCAGAAAACACGACUCUCUGUACCUGCUAUGAUAUCCACUUGUUAAGUCAAAGCUGCGGUGACUGACCAGAUGCGGUCCCCUCCCCCCACGAGUUGGGAGAUGGCAAGCGAAUGUUGUUAAGGCCAGUAGGGCGAACGUGUGGGCUCGAUAUAUGAGUCGCGUGCAGGCGCGUGUCUCUGGCGGAACGGUGUGGAUGUGGAUCAAACUGUCUUUUACGUGCUACCGGACCAGUUCUUCUCACAACAUCCUAAAGGGCCAAUUCAUCUCAAACCAUCCUAAAGGACCAGUUCUUCUCACACCCCCUAAAGGACUUGUUCUUCUAACACUUUCCUAAAGGACCAAUUCUUCUCACAACAUCCUAAAGGACCAAUUCAUCUCAAACCAUCCUAAAGGACCAGUUCUUCUAACACCCCCGAAAGGAUCAAUUCUUCUCACACAUUCCUAAGGGACCAAUUCAUCUCAAACUAUCCUAAAGGACCAAUUCAUCUCACACUAUCCUAAAGGACCAAUUCAUCUCAAACCAGCCUAAAGGACCAAUUCAUCUCACAAAAUCCUAAAGGACAAAUUCAUCUCACACCAUACUAAAGGUCCAAUUCAUUUCACACCACCCUAAAGGACCAAUUCAUUUCACACCACCCGAAAGGACCAAUUCAUUUCACACCAUCCUAAAAGGCCAAUUCAUUUCAUACCAUCCUAAUGGACCGAUUCAUUUCACACCAUCCUAAAGGACCAAUUCAUUUCACACCACCCUAAAGGACCGAUUUAUUUCCCACCACCCUAAAGGACCAAUUCAUUUCACACCAUCCUAAAGGACCAAUUCAUUUCGCACCAUCCUAAAGGACCAAUUCAUUUCACACCACUCUAAAGGACCAACUCUUCUCAUAUGGUCCUACAAGGCUAUUUCUUCUUACAUCGUCUUGAAGGACCAUAUCUUCUCACACUAACCUAUAGGACCCAUUCUACCCACACCGUCCUACAUAACCAAUAGUCUCACAAAGGAGGUAUUUCAGUUGUGGGCCCUAAUGAAUGCUGGGCCCAUUCGACUCAAAGGAAGAACAAAAAGAGGGGGGGAAGGUGCUUCAGUGAACUUGAUGGUCAUAGACUAAUGGAAUGACCUUGACAUUUAUGAUGGUCAUAGACUAGAAGAAUGCCCAUGCCAUUUAUAAUGUCAUAGACUAUCAGAAUGACCUUGACAUUUAUGAUGGUCAUAGACUUACAGAAUGACCUUGACAUUCGUGAUGGCCAGAGACUAGAAGAAUGUGCUUGACAUUUAUGAUGGUCAUAGACUAGCAGAAUGACCUUGAAAUUUGUGAUGGGAAUAGACUAACAGAAUGACCUUGAAAUUUGUGAUGGGAAUAGACUAGACUAACAGAAUGACCUUGACAUUUACGAUGAGCACUAGUGCGCGUGUUAAACCAGCCCGUAAAACUGAUAAUAAACUUUAGAGCUUGUCAGUUGUGAAAGAUUUCACUUUUAUCGUGUAAAAAAAUAUAUAUUAAGGUUAGUGCUGCAGGAUAUUUUGUAUGAGAUUAAAUACAACUUAACGCGAGGGUUGUUUUAAUUAAGAUGUUUGUUGACUUGUCGUUUUCCGAGUUGUCUUUUUAAUUUAUAAUAUCUUUUUUUUUUUUUUUUUUUUUUUUUUUAGCUUUUAAAAUUUUUUUUUUUUUUUUUUUUUUUUUUUUUUUUUUUUUUUUUUUUUUUUAGCAUUUAAAAAUUUAGUCUUUCAAACAGAGAGAGCUUAUUGCCAAUGGCUCUCAGUGAGAGCUUAUUUCCAUGGCUCACAGUUAGAGCUUACUGUCAUGUCUCGUAGAGAGAGCUUAUUGUUGGUAUUCUAAAAUCAGAUAAUACCGUGAACUCCAAAAUCUGACGUCAGAACGCUCCAUUCUUAACAUGAACCACAGUGCAGCCACACCACUUAUGUUGAUGCCUUCCCUUUUUUUUUCAUCAGGACAGUUUCUGUAUAUUUAAAUAUAUUGCCUAUGUCAUGUUGUCAGAUAUUUCAGAAUGUAAGAUUAAUUUCUACAAAAAAAUACGAACUUUUGGAAUUUUAGCAACAACAAAAAAUAAAAUAAUAAAAAAUACAAAUUUAAAACCAUAAUUCUUCAAGAUCUUAAAAUUCGAAUGGAAAGAAAACAAUUUCUGUUUUUAAAGCUCUCGAGGAAAAUCAUAAGCUCGGGGAAUCCUUUCUUUUGUAUAAACUUCAGUGGGCUUACAAACGUCUGUCUCUAUGAUUGUUUCAGACCCCGUUUUUUUUUUUUUUUUUUUUUUUUUUUUUGUGGCUAUAACAUCUCCACAUCUGCCCCACAGAGUGUCUAGAACUUCAUUUUGGGUGUAUUCAUUUCUUCAAAAAGGUAUGAGGGACAUUUAUAGCUGUCUGGUGUCCAUUGAUAGUUGUCAGAUGUCCAUUCAUACCUGUCAGGUGUCCAUUCAAAGCUGACAGGGGUCCAUUCAUGGCUGUCAGGUAUCCAUUCAUAGAUGAACACAAGCCUUGUCAUUUACAUUUGAUCAAACGGUAGUGGUGUGGAUGGUUGAACAAUUUAAAAUGAAUUAUUUAUUUUAUUUACUUUUGCAUUUUUUUAAAUGUAACAUUAGUCUACAUGGACAAAAUAUUUAUUGAUUUUAAACAUCUGAUUAAAUUUUGUUCCUGUACGUAGACCAAUGCGUUAAUGAAUGAUGAUUCCACUCCAAUGCAAUUGGAACGUUAUUGCAAUUUUUUUCUUGGAAACAAAGGGCAGUGUAACUUUUUUAAUUUCAUGGUUAUCCCCCUUUAAUAAAACGAAUGUCAACACGGCAGCUCACGUAGUAGAUCCUCUUAUUCCACCUGUAGAAAUGACAUUUGAAGAUGGUUAUGUUGGUAAAUAUUAAUCUAAAUAGUUAAUAAACAUUGCGCAGCGUAUAUUCCCCCCCCCCCCGCUAAUUUUCAAAGCUUUAUAUUCAUUGCAUAAAAAGGGGAUGGGGGAAUCCAAAGGUGACGAAAUGUGUCCAAAAAAAAAAAAUAAAUAAUUAAAAAACAUUGCGCAGCGUAUAUUCCCCCCCCCCCCGCUAAUUUUCAAAGCUUUAUAUUCAUUGCAUAAAAAGGGGAUGGGGGAAUCCAAAGGUGACGAACUGUGUCCAAAAAAAAAAAAAGUAGUGUGUUUGGAGGGGGGCAAGUGGGUCACGAAUAUUAGACGAUGUACUAUGCGGGCGGGUGUUAAAAUGUGUAGACUGUAGACAAAUUUAACGAUGACGUGGGGAUAGGCCUAAGCGUGAAAAGAAUUUGUGAAACAGUUUUUCAGGUUUGCUUGUUAUCACGUUUAAAUUAACAUGUAGCAGAUGAUAAUCUGUUUUGUGCUUCUGCUAGACAGCCCCAAGAUUUUCUUUUAUAGCUAAGAAGGAGAAAAACAUAUUUAUAAAUUAAAUCCGCCAAAAAUUCUUUGCGAAAUAAAAAUAAUAGUACUAAUCUCUUUCAUAUAAUAAUAACAAUAAAUAAAUAUAUGAGCCAAAAUGAUAAAUAAAUUGAUCGUGGGCCCUUAAGAUAUAGAAGAAGAAGAAGAAGAAGAACGAAAUAAUAAAUAAAAACAUAAAUACUAAAUAUGAUUAAAAACUUUAUCAAUAACGCUUAAUCCGCAAUUUUUUAAUUAAUUUGAAGCCCGCAUAUUGUGUCAUCAAAAAAUUUUAAAAAUGUCUAAUAGUUUAUCAUUUUAAAACUUUCCAAAUUUUGUUUCGGUGUUUAAAGAUAGGUCUUUGUUUUUAAAACAGGAACUCUUCAAUCGCGAUUCCAAAUAUCCGGUUUUCCUUUUCUAAUUUUGUCGCUUUGAGAAAGGGUAUGUACGGCUUCAAAUAAAAUAAAAAAUCAGCCUCCAUCGUUCGCCCUAUUCAUCUAAAUAAGUUAAAAGUCAUUAGAUACAUUUUUUUGUUUAAUCAGCAUGUUAGAUUUUCCAUAUAGGGUGCAAACAAAACUAAUAUUUGAUGAAAAAAUAUCAGUCGAAUGAGCUGCCGGAUCGGCAAUAGAUUAUGAAUACAGGUUAGAUGUAGUACCAUUUCGUUAGAAACGGUUGAGAUUGUAAGAAAUAUUCAACAUUUCCACAGAACACUCAACGUUUUUUUGUAGUAAAAAUAUUAAGCACUUAUAGGGUGCUAAUAUUGAGCUGUGCCCAAAUCAAAUUCUAUUCAUUAAUAAUAAAAAAAGGGGGGGGGGGGUUUACAAUAAUAAAAAGGUCCAACCAAGACCUUCACUUGUUGAUGUAGCCUAUAAAGGAAACUUUUAAAGACAUAUUCCUACAAAUGUUUAUAUAAGAACAACUGACCAAUGUACAGUAGCUUAAUUAAAUGGAGUAAUCAGUAAUCCUAUUGGGUAGACCUGUGGAGACUGGUGACUUUUUUUCAGGUCUAGGGAUUAAUCAUUUAGAGUAUACUUUCACUUACUUUAUUUAGCACAUUAAAUUAAAUAGCCUAAUUGUUUUGGUUUUUUUCUCUUCUCUUAGCAUCAAGAUGCUUAUUCCAAAAAAGAAUAAAGUUGCCAUCUAUGAAUACCUUUUCAAGGAGGGUGUCCUUGUGGCAAAGAAAGAUCCUUUUGCUGCCAAGCACCCAGAAAUUGAAGUGCCCAACCUUCAUGUCAUGAAGGCAUUAACAGUAUGACUUUUUUUGUAUUGACCCUGUCUGUGAUAAUUUUCCUACUGAUUAUUGUGUUUGUAAAAGUUCAGUAUUAACCAGAAACCAGGUGUAUGAUUACUGGAUUUCUAGAUAAACAAGUCAUUCAUCUUCUUUGUUAUAUAUUAUAUUGCUUUGUCUAUCUUAUGGGUGCAGGGUGGUCGAGCUGUCAAUCCCAAGCUUGUAGGCUAGGCUGGUGUUCAAUCUCCGUCAAAUGUCUAGCUAGCAAAUACACCAGCACCUGGCCUGGGUGGGACUUGUUAACCUGUCAUUCCAAGAAAAAAAACAUUGCAAUUAGGAUAAUAUAGCUACAUGUAGCCUAAUGACUAACAUUUUUCACAUAACAAAAAGAAACAGAUGCGUGAUUUUUUGAAAAAUAAAAAUGAUUUCUUUUUAUAAUUCGGCUUACCGGUGCUGGUACCUCUGUUGAUAAUUACAUGUAUAUUACACCGGUUCUCCCCCCCUUUUUUAGGGGGGGGGGUGAAAUUCCCCCUCUUGGCAGGCCUGGGUGAAGUGUUCAUGUGUAGUAAGGGGGGGUGGUAGUGGUGGUGUUUUUUUGCCAAGUUAAUUAUUUAUUCAUCCUCUCCUUAGCCCAAACUUCAUGAUUUAAGACCUAAAAUUCAUUGCAACACAUUUGAAGACAUUUUUAUCUCAUUGGCUAAAUGGAGAAUUAUUUAUGUUUUCCUUGCUUUGCUAUUACAGACCAGUUUACUCUUACGAUUUUGGCGUACUAUGUACGAUAUUCAGGUGCAAACGUCAUUUAUUUCUGCGUGGUUUUUUUUACUAUUAAGAUAAUGUAUUGAAAGAUUUUGUGAUGAUUUUGUAUGAUUUUAAGAGUUUUAGGGUAAACAGGUCUGCUAUUAGUCGCCUAUAGCUUUUUAAAUCCUGUCCUGUUAAUGAACUAACCAACAAUUUUGACACUUAGUGAGCGCCUUAUAUUUUUUAUCAAAGCAUUAUUUUCAAAUAGGGAGGUUUGAAAAAAUUAAGCAGGUAUGUUAAUUUUAGGUAAGCCUGGGGGUCUAUUAUGUAUUGCCAGGCUAAUCCUAGUGCCGGCAUAGUUUUUAAAAAAAGAGUUAAAAUGUUGUAUUUUGUAUUAAAAAUGCCAUUGCACUAUUCUAUUUUCUUACAUUAGUUACUAAUAUCUGCAACACUGGCAAUUUAUGUUAACAUAAAUAUUUAUAAACAUUAUUUUCAUUUAGAGUCUAAAAUCCAAAGGAUUUGUUAGAGAACAGUUUGCAUGGCGUCAUUAUUAUUGGUACCUGACCAAUGAAGGUAUCCAGUAUCUUCGUGACUUCCUCCAUCUACCAGCAGAGAUUGUGCCUGCGACACUAAAGAGACAGACACGCACAGAGGCACCAAGGCCAACAAGACCUAAAGGUAAUUUAUCAUGGCAUGGCUUAAUCCGAAGCUUUAUCUUGUAAUUCAUAGGCAAACUUUAAAAAAAAUAUUUUUUGUUUCAAGCAAAUAAAGUGGGGUAAUAUGCCAAUGACUGAAUUUAUUUGGGCAAAUCAAUUCUGUGAUAGAAAGCCGUAACUCUUACAUGCCAGGGGGUUUUUCACAUUUGUGACAGACCAGUUUUCGGCUAAUGGAACUUUUUUAGGGUGCUCUUAUCUAUUAAUUAGUUUAUAAUACAUUUUUUAGCAAGAUGGAUUUAUUCAAUAUCGAAUUAGACGGAGUAUAAUGAUACGUAAUAGAUAAAACAAUAUGUAGGUAUUCCAACUCAAAUUGUACUAUUUUCUUGAAUUUUUUGGCUAUUAAAUGUAGAGAUGUCAAAUUUGGAGGCAUUUACGAUACAAAGUUAAACAAAACACAUGAAUUGUGAAUUAUCUUAUUAUAUUUUAUUAAAUAUGACUUAUGAGCUUAUGGGUGGAUAACAAUUGUCAUAAAAUUUAAAAUUAAAAAUAAAUGCGCACCAGAUCUGAACUUACCAGACUACCAUAUGGUCUAUUCUGCUUCAAUCCUCAGACAUAUCCAUUUUUGAUCAGAAUGUAUUAUACAUUUUGAAAAUAUUCCAUUCAGUGGCGGAGUUGAACACUUUUUUGUAACAUAGGUGUGGUAUUAUCUCAUUGCUCACUGUUGCCAUAGUAACAAAGUGGUUUUGAAAAGAAAAAUCAUAACUUUUGAACCACUUGAGCUAGAAAGUUGAUCUUAGGGUUUAUGUAUUCCAUUCUCUGGGCUCUAUACAGCUGUGGUAUUCUUGUAUUUUUACAAAUGUUUUGAAAUAUUUACCAAAUAUUUGCCAACUGUCACCACUAUUAGUAAUACUAUUACUAUCAUCUCCUCUAUUUCUAUUGGGCAUUUACUAAUCCAUCAGAAAGCUGAAAAUCAUCACUUGAAUCAAAUUCAAAGGAUUCAUGCUAUUGUCAGAUGUUUUAGGAUAAAUAAUUUGCUUAAAACCUCUUUUGCCUGCAAACGGUACGUGGUAUGGUAACACCUGAUGUGCUCAGAGUAGGCAUGGCCAUUGCUUUUUUUACAAAAGUUUCAUCACAAAUCGAACUAUCAUUAGAAAUAGAAAGACACAUGUAAACAGGCCCUACUUCUAAAAGUCGAAUUGAUGGCCAUAGGCACAGAAAUAAAUGACUAAAUAUUUCAACAAUAUAUCGUAUAUAUAUAAUAUAUUUGUAUAUUAAAUUUUAAGCUUUUUAAAUUCGAUUGUGCUUAGUCAUUUUGUUUUUCAUAUGUGUAGUUACAGAAUAUUAUCAAUCUUUUCACAGCUUCCGAAGGUCCCCGUGGAGGUGGUGCUACUGACAGACAGGAAUACCGUAAAGCUGGGCCACGUAAGUUUUUAUUUCUUGUUUUGUUGCAACAAUUUUUACCGACCCACAGCUAGGCAACUUCCCUUGAAAGAUAGUUUUUUAUGUCAGACAGUUGAAUAUCACCUGUGAUGAUUGUUAACGGCUUUUAGCAGCAAAAUCAACAUAUGUUCAGUUACUAAUUUUUUACGUUAAAGUUUGUUAAUCCCACCAUCAUUUGUGACAGAGUAUAAAUUUCAUUUCAAUUACCGGUAAUCAUAAAAAAAAUGUUAAUUUGAACUAAAUUUGUUUUUUCUAUUCUUUGAGAGAUAGCUAUAAACAAAUAUUAACUUUUUUUUUGAGGAGUUAUUCAAAUGUUUUAUAGGUAGCCAUUGGAUUCACCGUUAUAAUAUUUUUAUUUCAUUACCAAUGUGCCCUAUAGAUUCAUUUUGUUAAUUGUCGUUGACUUUUUUAAAAUCUUUAUUUAGCUGGUACAGACAAGAAAUCAGAAGUUGGUGCUGGUUCUGAGAAAUUUGAAUUUGUACGUAUUUAAGUUAUAUUUUGGGGUUUGGUAUUGAUAAUUAACUGUUGUUUCAUUAAACUAUGAGUCUUUCAAUAGGUAGUCCAAACUGAAAUUAACUUUUCAUAGCAGAGGUGUGGUGAGUUUCACCUGAUGGACCUUUUUACUCUAAGAUAUAUGCCACAUAUUUUUUCUAGAUAUCUCAAACAAAAAAUGUUUGCAAUUUUCAUAUUUUCUGAAAAUUUAUCCCCAAAAAACUUAUUUUUUUAAAAAGUGCUCUUUUAAGGCCUACAAUUUCUAAAAAAAAAAUCAACAGAAAAGUCUAGGAUUUGACUUUUUUGCUUCAUUAACGUUAGUUAAUAAUAUUUAAGACCAAUUUUUUCAAACAGCAAGACCAAUUUUUUAUAAGUUGUAAAAAAAAAUAACAAGAAUGCUACUUAGCAAUUUUAUUAUUUUGACAGAAAAAUUGUAAAUACCGUAUACACAAUUUUAAGAAUUCAAAAAAUUUGUCAUUGACUUACAAUAAUAUCAUAUUAAAUAAAAGAUAAUAUUAAGCAGAACGAAAUAUUUACUUACCAGAGGUCAAAUCCUUGUCUUGGGGCAGUUCUCUCUCUUUUUUCCUUCUACAUUGUUGAUAGUUACUGGAUUUAAAAAUCAAAUGAAAAAAGUAUCAUAAUUAAACUAGUCACUAUUGUGUAGCAUCAGUUUUGCAAUAAUGAGUCAAAGAUAAUGUUAAUUAGGGCGGCAUCUAAAAAAAAAGUAAAUUUGAGAUUCAUGGGUGCUAAGACUCAAUGAUAGAAGUGGGCGUGUCAUUAUCAUUAUUCUGAUAAAUAAACGUAGGUACUACUGGUAGGACUAGGGGGUCUUAGAUGAUUUCUAGCUGAGAAGUAAGUUUUAUUGAAUUUUAAUAUAUUAUUCACAACCUCACUAUCAAGUUGAUUCAACCAAUUUGUUUUUAAAAUGUAUUGUAAUGCAUAAUGUUUGAUUCACUCGAGUGGUCGGCCCACUUCUACUCUCGUUGGUGGAAGUUGGCCUCCGCCGUAACACUAGUAGUAGUGACCAACGCGUCAGCCGGCUAGUGCUUGGGCUAUUGAACUGGAAAUAGUGGCGUUUUUGUGAACAUGAAGGCUUCACCUCAAGCGUACCCACUCAUUUGAUAUUAUGAUAUUAGGUAUUCUAAAUGAAAAUUUCAUAAUGAAAUUAAAUAAAAUUGAACUAUUCCCCUUAAAAGAGCUUGACUUCAUCAGAUCAGAACCACAAAUUUUAACUCUAUCUCCAACAAUAAAAAAGUUAUUAAUUUUUUAAAAAUCUGGAACAGGGUCAAUUUUUAGAAGCCGGGAAACUGUAGUUUUGACACCCGCUAUCUCCUAAAAUAACUAAGUUAGAACUUUCAAAUCUCUUGCCCACACAACCAGUUAAACAUAUAACAAGCUCAAUUUUUUUUAGGGUUGUCACGAAAAUGUAAAUAUAUUUUUUAUUCAUCCAAAAACGAGCUGAAGCUCAAUUUUAUAAAAUAUUAAAAUGGAGACAAAAAGUCAAUUUUAGUUCAUUUUAAAAAAUUAUAAAAAAUCAAUUAGUUAAGUUAUUAUAAAUAUACAGGAGUCAAGUAAAAGGUAAUUUAAAGCACGACAAUGUGAAAUCAUGAGGCAAAGGUGAAAUCAAACAAAAUAAUUUACAUAAAUUAUUUCAGCAAGGCAUGCAUUUCAAACAUUUUUGAAAAUUCAUAAAAAAUUAACGAAGCAAGAUAUCUUUACGAAUGUUACACAGUAUUGUAGAACAUGUUAAUCUUUUCAAUAAUAAAGCAACAGACUUACGUUUAGGAAACAAAAUUCUUCUCCACAUACAUUUCCCUGCACUGGUUUAAUGAGAUUUAUAAUAAUAAUAAUUUAUAUUAUUUAAUAGUAAUAGUUGUCAACUUAGCAUUUAUGAUCAUGUCAUUGCUAUCAAUAUAAUAACAAAAUUCAAAUAUAACUAAUAUUACAAGCGGUAAUACUAGCCCGUACUGUUGUCCAGUGUUAGUGUUGUUACUCAGCAUGUUUUGGCAGUGGUCUGGCUCUUCUCGUUCUUAUGUAAUGGAAUGGUAUCUGUCUUAAGUUGUUUUCAGUUUCAUCCAAUGAAAUGUUAAAAUUAAAACUCAAAAGUUUACAAGAUUUUAACUGCCUCCUAUUUGCCCUAAUUAAUAGGGGUGUGCCGGACCCCGGUCCGGAAUCCGGUUCCGCCGGAUUUUGCACUAUCCGGUGAAAUCCGGUUCCGCCGGAUUUACAUGUAUCCGGAACAACCGGAUUCCGGAAUAUACCGGAUUUCGGAAUUUGCCAGAUUUUGUGACUCACCGGAUCAUAAUCUGAAAUAAAAGUAAUUCUCUUUCCCGAAUUCCACACGAUCACGAUACAUUAAUCGAUUGUUUCGAGCGUUGAGCUUGUUUAAUGUUUAAUAUUCCGUACAUACCAGAGGCUAGAGUCAGCACCGCUAAUAGUGGCCAAUAGUGUAGGGACUUUGAUAAGAAAAUUUAAACUUUUUGUAAAAAUAAACCAAUGGCAUGGUUGAAAAGAUGUAAUUUUUUAAAGAAUUAUAACACCAAAAUCAUAUUUUUAGCUGUUGUAGUUUUAAAGUUAUGAAUUUUUAAAGUACGACUUGGUUUGUCAUUUUUUAACAUGGACUGCAUCUCCACAUUCUGUGAUCUCAUUCCGCCAAUCCCGUCAUGCGCAAUGACUAUAUAGUUUAUAUAAGGCAACGCAUUCCCUGCCUUAUCACUAAAAUACUGUUUAGACUUAGUUUAAACUUUCAACUUUGGCACAUGAAUAAUUAAUUAAAGCUUUCCCUGACCAAUGGUUUAAUAGUUUUUGCACACGGCAAACUCUUAUGAAUGAAACUCUGAGGUAGUACUACGAUACAGUUAUACAAGUGGCUGUGAAUGGUUGCCAAUGACAACGUUUUGCACACGGUAAAUUCUGAUCAUUUAUAAUAUGGAUUCUACCGGGUUGUUAAAGCUCAAAUUAAAACAUUCUAGUUUAAAUGUCUUUAAAUGCAUUCUGAAACACAAGUUAUCAAUUAUUUUGAUGUAAAUAGUGAUAAUAUAUUAAUAUUUCCUAAGUAUCGUCAACUUCCGCCAUUAAAAAGGGGGGCGUGGCCAACCCCAUGGCGAAAUUAGGUUGAGCGAGCUGCAUGACCUGCUGCGAACGCGUAGAAACAUGGCGUCUCUCGUAAGACACUUAUCCAAAUGGAACGGAACUCAAAUAUAUAUCGAAAGUACUAAUUUAAUAAUAAAUAGGCACACACAUCGGAAAAUUAAAAACUCGGAUUUUUUGGCCCCGAUUGCGAAUUCCCAUACACAAAAAGUAGUAGUCCACCUUGACUUACCGAAGUAUCUACCAAUAGUACCAAAAUCCGGGAGAAACCGGAAUCCGGAUUCGAAUCCGGAUCCGGCGGAUUUCGCAUAAGAAAAUCCGGAUCCGGUUGGAAAAAACGGAUCCGGCACACCCCUACUAAUUAAAAUGAAUACUGCAUACAUGGUAUAUAAUUGAUAACGCAUACACUGUAUACAAAAAUUUCUCCCCGAAGCGUAAUUUUCGCCGGCUCAUUUAGAAUACCCAAUGAUAUUACAUAGUUUUAAAAAAACUGAACUUUCCAAUGGUGUAGAGAAAGUACUAAUAUCUCUGUGUUUUCAAGCCAUUUUUCUUAUGAAUAUUUUCAUCUGGCUUUUUCAAAAAAAAGACAAGCGAGAUACAUAUGCUUUCUGUAGAUCAAACGAAAGAACAUCAUCUGCUCUUUCUUGUGGUGUUAGAAUUAUUUUGGAAACUUUAACAGCUGCAAGCUUUGAAACACAAUGGUGAAAACCUGCACUUGUGUAAACGCCGUAAAAUUUAUCAAAACCAAAAUUUUCAAACCACAAAAUACACUUUCAAAGAGUGUGUUAAAGUUAAAGACAUAAAAGUAAGAUGUUGCACUCGAUAAAAAAUUCACAUAAACCAUUUAGUGCUGUAACACUAGUACAUGUGGGUUAAUUAAUUUUUUUGGAAUCUUCGAAAUAUAACCCAUAAACUCAUUUUUUCACCAGUUUGGGCUACCUACUUAGAGUAUUGUUUUAAAUAAGCUAUCUUGUAGCCAAGAGACACAGGAUACAUUUGCUACUGUACCACAAAAUGAAUAUAUGAUUUUUAUAAAACAAUUUUUAGCUUUAUUUCCGUAUUACUUUUACAUCUUUUUUCUCCUUCAGCGAGGUGGAUUUGGAAGAGGCCGUGGGAGUGGUGGCUUUGGCGGUGGUGCAUCCAGAGAACAGAAUUGAUUUAUUUGAAAACAUUUGGGUGGUAGCAAGAAAGAUGUUCCAAUUGGACAUUGCACUUAUUUGCUGGAAUAAAUCUGUACAUUAAAUUUC